This is a messenger RNA of Phaeodactylum tricornutum CCAP 1055/1, 757 nucleotides long. RefSeq lists its product with no specific name. The coding region runs from base 140 to 757 and encodes 205 amino acids. The transcript has 2 exons. The record is from RefSeq and is a predicted model, not a curated record. NCBI's taxonomy places the organism in Eukaryota, Bacillariophyta, Bacillariophyceae, Surirellales, Neidiaceae.
UGCAGCCCCAACUUAUCUCGGCGUUUUACACCACACGAGUCAGUUACAAUUCUUGGAAGCCGCUCCGUUCAGGUACUUGAAUAGUCGUUACGAUCCCGACGUAACAAAGGGAAGAGAGAAUCACCCAUUGCACACCACCAUGAGCGGAAGCAAUCCCUUUCAGGAGGAAGAAGAUUCGAACCAACGCACCACGGAAUCCCGACAACCGCCACCGUCGCGCGUAUCUCCGUCCGACGUGAAACUAAAUAUAUCCGGAGCCGACUACGUCGUCAACCAGGCAGUCUUCCGCAAACUGCAAGCCUUGCCGUGGCGGUACGAGCCAAUCACGGAAGCCUGGAAUUUACACACGUCCCCGUACCUCUUUGAAAUUCUCCUACAGUACGUCACCUUUGGCGUCGUCCCCGACGCGUCCAGGCUUUGCUCGACGGAUCUGGAAGAACUCGUGCCCAUGACCAUGGUCUUGGGUUGGGACGACUUACAGAUGCAUCUCGAACAACGAAAGAAACCUCUCCUCUCCUCGAAACGACGUCUGUUGCGACGGGGCGGAAGUGGAGUCAAGGAUUGGGGAGAUCCGUCCCAAACCUCUCAAAGACCCACACCUCAGACUCACUCCACUUCUGGUGAAAGUACAAAUUUGUUCUCGAACAUGGCUGCCGCGUGGUGGCGUGGUAGCGCUGGACGAUCACGAGGACAACGACGUGCUGGAUCCGCGAACGGCCGAGGAUUGUCGCAGUGGAGCACCCACGCCGUUGAGUAG